This is a messenger RNA of Mitosporidium daphniae, 786 nucleotides long. Its product is annotated as ubiquinone biosynthesis O-methyltransferase. NCBI's taxonomy places the organism in Eukaryota, Fungi, Microsporidia. The record is from RefSeq and is a predicted model, not a curated record. Gene Ontology annotation, molecular function: 2-methoxy-6-polyprenyl-1,4-benzoquinol methyltransferase activity. Bases 1 to 786 code for a protein of 261 amino acids. Gene Ontology annotation, biological process: ubiquinone biosynthetic process. The transcript has 4 exons.
AUGAAUUUGGUCAAACAUUUCGGCUGUCAUCGGGCGUUUGCUUCGCAUUCUCGUCCAACGACCACAAUCAAUGAGAAGGAAGUAGAAAAGUUUUCCAGGUUGUCUAGUUUUUGGUGGGACCAAAACGGCCCAUUUCGUCCGCUACAUCUAAUGACCCAGCUAAGGAUGAGGUACAUAAUGGAUCAAAUCGGGCACCAUUUCAAUACCACGUCAAUCUCGUCACUCCGUAUUUUAGAUGUUGGCUGUGGCGGUGGAUUGGUUUCCAAGCCUCUUGCUCGCUUGGGGGCAAAUGUCCUGGGCAUUGAUGCCUCUGCAUCAAAUGUCGAGGUGGCUAGAAGGGCAUGUGAUGGAUUGCCUUUAAAAAUUUGCUUUGAGGCCCAAAGCUCUUCAGAUUUGCUGUUAUCGAAACCAUCCUCCUUUGACGUAAUAGUGGCUCUUGAAGUAAUCGAACAUGUAAACGAUCCCAAUUUAUUUGUCUCUGAUCUUUCCGGAUUGCUAAAACAAAAUGGGCUACUUAUACUCUCAACAAUAAACCGUUCGAAGCUUUCUGAGCUUCUUAMGAUAAACCUGGCUGAAAACAUAUUGAAUUUGGUGCCCAAGGGCACCCAUGAUGCUACAAAAUACUUGACCCCCCAUGAAUUAGAGGAGAUGUUUUCAAAGUCAAAUUUGACACCCGUACCCGGUUCUUUGCUUCCAUGCUUGUAUCUCCCUUGGCCCUUAGAGAAAUGGAUUCCAGUCCCAGCCAAUGGUCCAAUCAUUAACUAUUUCUAUUCGUCUAUAAAAUAA